Molecule: messenger RNA, 1139 nt
Organism: Vitrella brassicaformis
Lineage: Eukaryota; Vitrellaceae
Source: the annotation of a GenBank genome assembly
GCAUUGUGUCUGCUCGCGGUCUCGGGCAGGACGACUUGUGUUUCCGCGUGUUGUUUCGAUGGUGUGGGACGUCGGAGGGCCUAAUGUGGAGGAGGUGGACUUAUGGCUCUACGACGUGACGGAGGCCAAGCUGCAGGGCAUAGCCAGAUCCCUCCUGGACGUCGACCAUCUCUCCCCGGCGGACUCAGAGAAGCAGCCCUACUACCCGCCGAGGGGUGAACUGUGUGACGAGCGCCUUGUGGUGUCGCUGGUGUGCCGUCACGACUGUCACGACCGCCGUUACGACAGCAAGACGGCCACACCUCUGAAUGUCGUGUUCGUCGUCAACACAGGUAUCAGGGUGUGUGCGUGUCUGUGUGCGUUGGUCUGUGUGUCUGUCUGUCUGUCUGUCUGUGUGUGCAGGGGUGUGGGGAUCGUACCUCAGCGAGAAGACCAUGAAUGCCCUCAAGGGCGGUGUCAAGUGCGGCUCAGACGCAUUCAUGGCGGUGCGGAUAGAAAACAUUGCCUUCCACGUCUGGCGCUCGCACGGCCACUUCGUCGAGGCCAACGUGCUGGGGAUGGGGGCGCUGCGGAAGCUCGGGUGGUCGCCGCUGAUCGACUGGAAGGGCGAGUCCUUUGUGCUCGACAACGCUGGCCUGUACGGCAAAGGUGAGAGCGGCAAAGCAUCCAGCUCGAGCGAAUGAGGCAGUGAAGCCUGCCGCCUGUCUUUGCUGAGGAACAGUCGUGGGCGAAGGCAGGCAGGCCGCACACACACACACACACGUCUGCACUGUGUUGAGCACGAGCUGAUGUGAUAUGUGUAACUUUGUCCGACACUGUGUGUGGUGGGUGGCUGGAAAUAUGACGCACCCAUGAUGCUUGACUUGGUGAGCGAGCCGAUUGACCCGCUGUAUGUUCCGCGUUGCCUGUCUUUGCGCCGACUGGUGGGGUGGGUGACAGACGCCGGUGUACUGAUAAGGCCAAUUGUUCGGCCGAUUGACACAUCACUAUGUGCUCUUCAGUGUCUGCCAUCACCCACUCCCCCGCCCAGCCUAGCUGCCUGUCUGCCACAUUGUGACGCACACACCACAUGGACGAGCACACUUGCUGUCUGUCUGUGUUGGUGUGUGGCUGAUGUGAUGCCUUCUCGUCGCUCUGCC